GGAAAAUAUUGACAUGUGUGCUUUCUCAAAUAAGCCGAAUUUAAUUUGAAGCUGUCUCGUGCGGCGUUACGGGAGAGGCGUGGAUAGAAUGUCCGGUGGUCUCUUGGCUUAGUGGGGGAUUUACAACACCUGCUGAGAGUAUGUCUCUCACUUACUUCUGAUUUUUUCUGAUACCAAAAGAGCACCUGGCUGAGGAACAAACAGUUACUGAUACCAGCCAUGCCGAGACGAUCGUAUGAGAUCAGCAUUUAUCCAUUCAGCCGUCGCUUGGAGACCAAGAGACUCCGGAAGAGAGCAGAGUUCCUCGAGAGCAUUGGAGUGAGGUUUGAGGGAGACCCAGUGUCCAAUGACCUUCCCCACAUCUACCUUCCGCGGCUCCACAGACAGAAAACAGAGAAAGACCAGAAGACGAAACUAGGGGACGCUCUUUUGAAGCUAGCUCAGGAUAGCAACAUCAAUGACCACGUGACAUCUCAUCAGGACCAGAUGUCCACAGUCCAACGAGAAGUUCUAGAAUUCACUGACUGGAUUGUUCCACAUCUCAGGAAGAGCGGAUUUGAAUUAGAUUUCAAACGUCCAAUUGUCAUUGAAAGCAUUCCACCGUGGACGACAGCCGAGAAAGAAAUUCCCUGUCUUUUGCCAUUUUCUUUGAAAAAGGUGAAGCUGAAGCCUUUAGAGCCGGGAUACGUGGUCAUGCAGUUACCCAGACGCGACUCCACCGAGUUGGAUGAAUUUUCGAAUCUCCGAUCAGAAGACAGACUCCACUUGUCGCCUAAGAAAACAUAUCAUCUUUUACACAAAAUACUGAAAAAGGCUUUUCAGAAAGAGUCCAUACCGUUUGAGCGUCUGAAGAUGGUGCUGAAGGAUAGUCAUUACUGUAUAUACUACGAUCUGAGGAACUAUGGUUGGAGAAUAGAAAUCAUUCCCGCAAUACACAUAUACAAAUCGAACGCCGUUCUUGUGUCCAAACCUUUUGACAUGGAUGAAAACGCUGCUUCGGAAAUGAGAUGGAGAAUUUGUUGGGCACAGAAAGAAGCUGAGAUCAUCCGAUCGAUAUCCUGCACAGACAAAGGUAUUAGAACCAAAGCGCUGCAGAUCGUCUGUAGACUUUGCCAGAAGGACUGGCGUCUGAAGAUGCUGACCCCCUACCAGAUCCAGAACGUGUUGCUGUUCGACAUGGAUUACCAUGUGGACCACUCACCACGGUGGCAGAGAAGCUGUCUAGAGGACUGUGUCCUGUCUCUCCUCAACAGACUCUUACACUACGCCAAGGCGGGAUACCUGCCUCACUUCAUCAUUGAGGGACUGGACCUGUUCGGUCUGUUAAACCCCAAGACAGUUGUUCUGUAUAAGAGCGCCUUGGAGAGACUGACGACGAACGAGAAGGCUCUGAUCAGUCUCAUUGAAAGGACUCGUCCUGAAGACGACGCCGAACCCACGUGGCUUGAACCAAAGACAGACACUGUUGACCGACCUAAUUUACAGAUUCCUGCCUACAUUGGAAUCGUCUGACAGAGAAUAUAACAUUCGCUGUGUGGAAAGUGUUGUUGCAUUCUUAGUGGAAGUACCAAAACAGAAGUCCAAAAUUUGAAAGUGACGUAUAGAAUGUUGGUGGCUGGACAGUAGUGUAGCAGCGUUUCCAAAUUCAAGAAGUUCAUGUGCACUAAAUGAUCGAUCACUCCAGUAAAAACAAUGUUGUUAGUG
This is a messenger RNA of Haliotis rubra (blacklip abalone), 1704 nucleotides long. RefSeq lists its product as uncharacterized. The transcript has 2 exons. Lineage: Eukaryota; Metazoa; Mollusca; Gastropoda; Lepetellida; Haliotidae. The coding region runs from base 220 to 1512 and encodes 430 amino acids. The record is from RefSeq and is a predicted model, not a curated record.